AAAGGGGGUCGUCCGUAUAAACCUUUAAAUAUUUUUGCAAUAUCUAUGUUAUUAUACAUCGGAUUGGGAUGAAAAUUUUCACACGGAACGGACAAUCGAUCUCAGAUGUCAAAUAUUUUGCCAGGGGUCGACGAAAGGGGUCGUCCAUAAAAAUUAAUUUUUCACUAUUUUUAGCAAUAUUGACGUUAUUAUACAAUGGAUUGCUUUGAAAAUUUGCACACGGGAGUUUUGAGGGAAGGGCAAUCGACUUCAGAUAUCAAAGUUUAUAUAAGAGCCCCCGUAAGGGGUUUAGCUUUUUGGCAAUAAUUGCGAUGUUAUGCAAUGAUUUAGUCGAAAUUUAUACACGUGGUGAAUCUGGAAAAUGCUUGGCAAUUGACUUUCAUACAAACUGACAUGACAUAUUCCAAGUUGAAAGCGAAACGGAGUUCGUAUGGGAUCAGCUAGUAUCUUAUAACGGUUAUAAAAUCUGAACAAGAAAAAGAGUAAGUUUCAAAUUCACUUUUAAUUCUGAAUCAAGUGUUUAAAGCGGGUUUCGGAACUCUUAAAUGUAUAUUUCAAAUUAUAAGUCGGAAUCGGGUUGAAGAAUAUUUCCAAGACCGGAUGAAACUGUAUACAUUUCUCUAAAAAUUGGGCUGUUCAAUGGACAAAACAUCUAUCUAUUACAAAUUCAGGGUCGACUAGAUGUCCCAAAAAAAACUGCGUAGGAAAAUAGGAAACCCAUUUUUUAAUAAAUUUAAAUUUCAAGAUAGCAAACAUGAGUUUUUUUUAAUCCUACCUAUGACAAAAAAGUGAAUUCGAUACUUAAAAAAAGGUAGAAUUGAGUCAAGAAACCAUAACAAAGCAUUAAGAAUGAUUUGAGUUGUUUACCUCAACUAUAUACUCAUAAUAAGCUCAAUUAUUAAUGUUUUUUGUCGACUUAGUAGAAUGGAACUUCAACUAGAGUUGUGAUCAAGCGCAGUGAGAUCGCCAUUAUCACGCAAUAAAUCAUUGAAGGUAGUUUUUUCUCCCCUUUUUCAUGUAGCCGGUUUUCGAAGGUAAAAAAAAUUUAGACUCUCACACGAUAGAGGCACACAUUCUAAGAGUACAAAAGUGAACUCUUUUUCAUGUAGCCGGUUUUCGAAGGUAAAAAAAAAUUUAGACUCUCACACGAUAGAGGCACUCAUUCUAAGAGUACAAAAGUGAACUCUUUGUUUGUGUCAUGGGAAAAAUCCAAAGUACGAAUCAAGUGGUUCGACAAUCACACCCCCAGAUUAGAGGCUCGGGUUAGUAUUCGCCACUCACUCACACCAAGGAAUGGGAUGGUACCGAAAUUGGGAUCAAAUCUGGGAUUGACAUAGUGAUAUUUUUUUCGUGGGUGCUGUGUAGAUCGUAUUCAUGUACGGCGAAAUGAUGAAAACGAAGUACGAUUGGAACUUUCGGGGUGAGAGGAGUGCCACGGCUAGCUUUGCUGUAGUCAACGGAACAACGUAUUGGCCGGCUGGGAAAGUUCUUGGAGGAUCGAGUGCCUACGCCUCGGCCUACAUUCGGGGCAAUCGUCGAGACUUCGAUGGAUGGGAACAAGAAGGAAACAGCGGCUGGGGAUGGAACGAUGUGCUGCCGUAUUUCAUCAAAUCCGAAAACAACAAGGUUCGGGAGGUACGGGAAGCUUAUGGAGGGCGAUACCAUGGAUCGGAUGGACCCGUUACGAUUGAUCACUACCAUGUUGAUUCGCCGUUCGAAAGACUGUUGGUGCGAAUUUUCGAAGAAGCUGGUGAGAGAAGACUGAUUGAUGUGAACGCGGAAGAACAUAUUGGAUUUGUAAAUUACCAAAACACUCUUAACGGGGCAACCAGGUGUAGUUCUGCGAAAGCAUUCUUGAGUUCGGUUAAGGAACGUAAGAAUUUACACGUUAUCAAGAACGCGUUCGUUAGAUCGAUAAUAUUCGACGAUAACAAUAUGGUCACAGGAGUUGAAAUGAUUCUUCAGGAUAAGUUUUUGAUAAAGGCUUUCGCUAAAAGGGAAGUUAUUUUGUCCGCUGGUGCCAUCAACACACCUAAGCUGCUGAUGAGAUCAGGUAUCGGACCACGAAAAGUGCUAGAACCGCUAGAAAUACCUAUAAGAGCGGAACUGAACGUUGGUCAAAACUUGCAAGAACACGCAAUGGUCCCAAUGUUCUUCGACCUUGGAGCUCGAAGGUCCAAUGUGACUGAAUUAGAUGUGCUCAGAAAUUUAUACGUAUAUACUGUUCACAACAGGGAUCAACCAGUGAUUGAAACUGAUGGAGCAUUCGUUUUUGAUUUUGUAAACGUAAAAAACGAAUCUAACGAGUUUCCCGAUAUGCAAUACAUUUAUUACCUACUAACAAAUCAAACGACCGACAGUUUGAAGUUGUUGAAAACAAUGAAUUACAAUGAAAAAUUUAUCGAAUCUUUAGAAAAACGCUUAGAACAAAACGACCUCUUAGCUGUCUUCAACGUGGCCCUGAAUCCGAAAUCUCGAGGUCAAAUUCAAAUAGUUUCCAACAAUGCCCGCGAGGAUCCCAAAAUAUUCGGUGGCUUACUCACCAAUCCCAACGACAUUCGAGAUUUCGAACUGUCGAUAAGAAAUAGGCAGCAACUAUUCCGUACUCCUCUUGCCGUGAGCAGCGGGAUCGAACUGAUCAAGUUGGAUCUUCCUCGUUGUGAUCAACAGCUGGAGUACGAUUCGGAUGAGUACUGGACCUGCUACUGCCGGCACAUGAGCGUUCCCAUUUGGCAUCCGGUCGGGACGACCAAAAUGGGACCGGCUAGUGAUGCUGAAGCAGUUGUGAGUUCGGAACUUAAGGUUCAUGGCGUCGAGGGGUUGCGAGUCGUUGAUAAUAGCAUUAUACCGAAGAUGCCUAGCGGAAACACCUUGGCGGUGGCAAUGAUGAUCGGGGAGAAGGGGGCGGAUUUGAUAAAGUUGAGCUAUGAGUAACCCAAAAAAAAAUUGAUUAAAUUUGAACAAUUUUAUUUUCGGAACUCUUAAUACGGUAGACCUUUUAACAACAUGUAUCUAGAAGUAAAUCGUAAGUUUCGGCAAAGUUUCGCUAAUUAAAAAAACUUUUAAAAAG
Uranotaenia lowii is the source of this 3070-nucleotide messenger RNA. Its product is annotated as glucose dehydrogenase [FAD, quinone]-like. NCBI's taxonomy places the organism in Eukaryota, Metazoa, Arthropoda, Insecta, Diptera, Culicidae. The record is from RefSeq and is a predicted model, not a curated record. The coding region runs from base 1375 to 2934 and encodes 519 amino acids. The transcript has a single exon. Gene Ontology annotation, molecular function: flavin adenine dinucleotide binding; ecdysone oxidase activity.